AUGGAGAAUGAAAAGCAGACGAGUUUCACGUUGGAGAUAGACAACUUCUCGGAGAAAGAAGCAUUGAUACAAUCACCAAAUUUCUUAAGCGGCGGCUGCGAGUGGUUUGUUAACGUUUAUCCCAAAGGAAAAGGUAUUGACGAUCAUCUGUCUCUCUUCGUCCAUGUUGCCAAUCAUGAAUCAUUGCGACUUGGAUGGAGAAGACGAGCCAUUCUUUCCUUUGUUCUAUUGAAUCAAUCAGGCAAAGAGCUCUACCGAAAAGAUGAUUGGCCGUGCAAAUUAUUCUGCGCUGAGCUCAGAGCAUGGGGUUUUCCAAAGUUCGUGCCUCGUAAACAGCUUCAAGGAAAAGGGUUUUUGGAGAAGAACAAACUGAUCGUUAAAGUGGAAAUAAAAGUUGUUGAAGUUGUUGAUGAAGGCGAUGCAACUGGGAAUGGGACGUUGGAUUACAAUGGUUUCCAAGUUCUUCAUUCUCAGGUUUUAUCAGUGAGCUGGAUUUUCGUGAAGUACCCGGACGUUGCAGUAAAUGUCAAACAAAAGAACCAACAGCUGAAGACAACAUACAUGAAUAUCCUCCUCGAUCUUAAGAAGACGCUGGACAAGCAUUCACAUUGCAUCUCCGAGACUGAGCUAAGCAACGCUGGCAGCGACUUGAUCGAUCUAACGGAAGCAGGAUUCAAGCUAGACUGGUUGAAGACAAAGCUUGAUGAGGUUUCCUUGGAGAGGAAGAAAUCGAAUGGUGGUCGAGUCCAAGAACUUGAGAAAGACAUCAAGAAUCUCAACCUUGAACUGAACAAGGAGAAGGCCACGUCUGCUUCUUCUGCUGCUAAAGUUUCGUCGUUGGAGCACACGGUGUCGGAUCUCAAAGAUAAGCUGAACAUGAAGGAGGCCAAGUCUUGUUCUCCUAAACACUGUCUUUUUCAUUCAUGGAAAGCUGACCAGGAGACGUCAAGGCUUUCUCAGGUUGAGGAAAAUCAUGGAAAGUUGAACCGGAAGCUUGAAUCAGAUGUUGAGGAUUCGCAUGUUGAAGCUUCUAUCUAUGGAGAUUUGUAUUGGUCUAUUGCGGGAGAGUUUGUGAACCAGAUUCAGUGUGCAAAAGAAGAGUAUGAUAGAGAAGCCUCUUAA
Microthlaspi erraticum is the source of this 1122-nucleotide messenger RNA. NCBI's taxonomy places the organism in Eukaryota, Viridiplantae, Streptophyta, Magnoliopsida, Brassicales, Brassicaceae. The record is from the annotation of a GenBank genome assembly.